AAAGAAGGCCCAACUAAUUGUUUUUGGAUGUUGAUUCACUCUUGGGCCAAGAGAAGGCCCAUCUGCUGUUGUCCGUAGACGAAUGACUUCAACGCAAGGAGAUGGAUGAAGGUCGAAGAACCAGAGGAAACGAGGAUCGAAAAGGUUGAAGAAAGAUCGGGAAAAGCGAAAGUUUUCAAGGAGCAGUGGACAGAUAGACUGUGAGAUUGCGGGUUUCAAUCAUGGCGUGGAGAGGGCAGCUUUCUAAGAAUCUCAAGGAGCUUCGGAUUCUUCUCUGCCAGUCAUCUCCUUCAAGCUCGUCCACUAGAGCUUUCAUCGAGAAUAAUUACAAGGAUCUCAAGACUCUCAACCCCAAGCUCCCAAUCUUGAUCCGCGAAUGCAGCGGGGUCGAGCCCCAGCUUUGGGCUAGAUACGACAUGGGUGUGGAGAGGGGUGUUCGUUUGGAGGGCAAGGACGAAGCACAGAUCUCGAAGGCCCUGGAAGAGCUUGUGAAAGUAGGAGCUGCCCUGAAAGCUUGAUGCGGUUGCACUUCAUUCACAUUGGUUCCAACUGUAAGAGCAGUGAAAUAAAUAUGCUACUGUGUUUAAGAAAAGAUCUCACCUUGUCAGGUUUUGCAAUAUUUGCUGAUGCAUUGCUGCCAGUCUGCUCUUUGCAUUUAUCAUUUAUGCUUCGUAGUUCCUUCAUGGGAACCAAAACUAGAUUAGCUAGCUGGUUCAUUUCUUUGUUCCUAGGGGAUGUAAUAAAGUGAGGUUGGGAGUUGAAAUUUGAUUGAACUAUGCACCGAUUCAAUCUGUUGAUUUUAAUCCAAACAUUGCUUUAUACUUUGGAUUGAAGGCUCUUAACUGUUCAGUUCCUGGAUACAUGGUGGAUUUGGCGAUUUGCUGUGGAUGUGGCCAAGAUGCACUAGCUGUGGCCAACUGGCGUAUGACUUCGACUUCUUUUCGUAAAUGAAUGUAUUCAUUGCUCCUGAAAAAGUAAAAAACAGAACAGUGACGAUAUUCAUGGCUCUGGUAAAGUGUCUGGUUAGUUGGGUUAAAGCUCUCGUGGGUCAAAAAAGCCGCGUGGAGAAACAGAUGGUUUUGUCAAUUUGUGCUGGUUUUCUACCGGAUAAAAGCAUAAAAAGUGGUGGAGGGGUCGGCAGGUGUUGUCGCUCUCUCCAAGAUUUCCAGCCCUUUUCUCACCCUUUUAUUUCCCUGGUUCGGAAUAGAUAAACCUACAUACGUUUUUUCCCCUUCUAUUUUAAGGUUGAAAAAACACCGAUAGAUGCUCAAAGCU
Linum tenue is the source of this 1275-nucleotide messenger RNA. The record is from the annotation of a GenBank genome assembly. Lineage: Eukaryota; Viridiplantae; Streptophyta; Magnoliopsida; Malpighiales; Linaceae.